Messenger RNA from Vitis vinifera (wine grape), 2383 nucleotides. RefSeq lists its product as uncharacterized. Lineage: Eukaryota; Viridiplantae; Streptophyta; Magnoliopsida; Vitales; Vitaceae. The coding region runs from base 1396 to 2064 and encodes 222 amino acids. The record is from RefSeq and is a predicted model, not a curated record. Gene Ontology annotation, cellular component: histone deacetylase complex. Gene Ontology annotation, molecular function: protein binding; transcription coregulator activity. Gene Ontology annotation, biological process: regulation of DNA-templated transcription. The transcript is spliced from 6 exons.
AAAGCAUCCAGCUUUGAACAGAAAACAUGGUUUAAAAAAUAAACAAGGUAAGAGCACCACCUACUGCUUAAAAAAUGAAAGCAAACGAGGCGAUCGGGAGGAGCGGCGGUGCAUGGAGUGCGAUGGGAGGGCAUGGUCCAGAUGAUUGAUUGAAUGCAGGAGGGGAGGAUUGAGGAAUGAGGAGUAGGACAGCAGGAGGGAGACAUGUGAGAUGUCGAUGGUGGGAGUCCGACCACAUUGUUUUUUGUUUUUUUUUUGGGUUGUUAUGGUUAUGGGAAUAGCUUUAUUCCAUGGGUGUGAAAAAGUGGUACUCUUUCAACUUUGUGAUCAUUACACAUGUUACAUGAACAUGUCUCCUUUUUUCUGUUUUUCAUCUCCCCAUCCAACGGCUGGAAUAUGGUCAUCCAAAAUGGAGGGCUAGGAUUAGCCUGGUGUGGCGGGAAAACCAGGAGAUGGGGGACUGGGAGGAGAACGGAAGAUAUUUUUAUAUUGUAUUAAUCUUUUUUCUUUUUUCUUUUUUAAUAUUAUUUGGAUUUAGGGGAAGGAGGAGAGGGAGGGGAGGGCGAGGGUAUCCCAUGUCGGAUAAGACAACACCGACGGCAGGUAGGUUGUCCACGUGGGGCCCUCACAUGAAUUCCCGGUUUCCGUUACGGUUCUUUACGUUACUUUUCUCUUCCCCUCCUGUCUUCCGUUUCAGUUUACUAAACUACCCUCACUCCCCCUCCUUUUUCUCUGAUUUUUUUUACCAAACAGCCCAUUGGGAGCGGGAUGUGUGUUUAGAGAGAAGUAACUGGAUUUGAAGGUUAAUUUGGAUGAAAGCUUUAAGAGAUUAAGUUAAUCGAUAAUCAUAAACUAAAAUAAUGAUGGUAUUAUCACCUCAAUUAUGAGAAGGGAGAAAGAGAAAAAGGGGGAGAAGGUGGGGAUGAUGUAGGGGCAGUAUGGUAAAUAGAGAGUGGCCAGUAACUGAGAGAGGGAGUCAAAAGGGUCAAACGACCCAUAACUCACAGAAACACAACCGCUAGUGGUAUUGAAUCAAGGCGGAAGCCAAGCAGCAGGCGCAUGAUUAACGAGGCUAAAAGGUGACGUGGCGAAAUCCCAUUGGAGAAUUGGAGGUCGUCGGGAUUCAUAGCAGCAUCAAUAAAGAAAGAAAGAGAGAAGGAAAAACCAGUCACUCUCAUCUGCUCUCUCUCUCUCUCUCCUCUCUCUCUCUAACCUGUGUUUUUUCUUUACCCAAUUUUCCUUUUCUCUCCCCAAUUUCUUACUCAUUUUCCCUCGAAAUUUUCGAAUACGGCUUCUGCAAUGCAUGAUCUUGCGAUCAAAUUCCGUUUUGAGCCCUGAAACCCGAGUUUUGUACGAGAUUUUCUGAUUCAGACAAGUCGCUGACUUGGAUAGGAAAUGCUUGAGGCAGUGGAGAGUUCCGUCAAUGGCGGAUUUUCUCAGUUGCAGAGCUGUGGUGACAGCAGCGAAGAAGAGCUCUCCGUUCUUCCUCGUCACACCAAGGUAGUCGUCACCGGCAAUAACCGUACCAAAUCUGUGCUUGUGGGCCUCCAGGGCGUGGUCAAGAAGGCUGUCGGCCUUGGUGGUUGGCAUUGGCUGGUUCUUACAAAUGGUAUAGAAGUAAAGUUGCAGAGGAAUGCUCUUAGUGUGAUUGAAGCUCCUACUGGUAAUGAGGAAGAUGAUGAUCUUGAAUUUGAGAACAUGCAGUGGAAUGGCUCUGAUAUGGCUUCUGAUGACACUCAAAAGUCCCACAGAUCCAGACAUCGAACACACAAGUCUUCCGGGUCAUCACAUAAGACCAUGAGCAGGUCCCUUUCUUGUGACUCACAGUCUAAGGGAUCUAUUUCUACUCCAAGAGGGUCUACGGUUGACUUGAGCAAGCUAGAGAUGGCUGCAUUAUGGAGAUACUUGCGACACUUCAACCUUGUGGAUGGCAUCCCCAACCCAUCUAAGGAGCAAUUAAUUGAUGUUGUUCAGAGGCAUUUCGUGACGCAGCAAAUGGACGAGUUGCAGGUCAUCGUGGGGUUUGUGCAGGCUGCAAAGAGACUGAAGACUGUCUGCAAAUGAUGUUUGCAUGAUUUAGAGAGACCUUUGCAUUUGGUCAGUGACGCUAACAAAUACUGGUACCUAAAUGUCCUCUUCCCUAUGUAGUGAUAUCUGUAACAUAUGUAUGGUGGUCUUUUCUUUGGGUUAGUAAGCUGGUAUCUAUGUUUUUCUGAGUUAUUCAAGUUUUACUUCUUAGUAGUUUAGCUAUGUAGAUAUUAUAUGUAAACUGGUGAGAAGACCUUUAAGAAGUUGCCGUGGCUUCCUAAGCUUGGUUGAAUGUAUUACUGACUGAGGGAAGUGGAUUUUUCUUAAAUGUAUAUGGUUUAGUUCUUCGCUGCAA